This is a messenger RNA of Hansenula ciferrii, 972 nucleotides long. Its product is annotated as pirin family protein. The record is from RefSeq and is a predicted model, not a curated record. Lineage: Eukaryota; Fungi; Ascomycota; Saccharomycetes; Phaffomycetales; Wickerhamomycetaceae. The transcript has a single exon. The coding region runs from base 1 to 972 and encodes 323 amino acids.
AUGUCAGAUAAUAUGGUAUCCCCAAGAUCAAUUCUUAAAUACUUUUUAGCAGUUGCUCAAGAAGAAGGUGUUGGUGCAAAAGUUAGAAGAUCAAUUGGUACUUAUCAAAUUAGAAAUUUUACACCUUUCUUAAUGCUGGAUCAUUUUAAUGUUUCACCACCUGCUGGAUUCCCAGAUCAUCCUCAUCAUGGUCAAGAAACAAUCACUUAUAUGUUGACUGGUAGAUUUGCUCAUGAAGAUUUUACAGGUUCAAGAGGUGUUUUAAACUCUGGUGAUUUACAAUUUAUGACUGCUGGUAAAGGUAUUGUUCAUUCUGAAAUCCCAAUUGGCUGUGAUGAUGGUACUCCAGCUACUGGUAUGCAAUUAUGGGUUGAUUUACCAAAGAAAUUAAAAAAUUGUGAUCCUCGUUAUAGAGAUUUAAGAAAAGAUGAAAUUCCAAUUGUGAAACCAAAUGAUAAAGUUACAGUUAAAGUUAUUAGUGGUAAAAGUUAUGGUAAAGAAUCAUUAAAAGAAUUAGCUUAUACUCCAGUUCAUUAUUAUGAUUAUGAAGUUGCACCAGGUGGUGAAUUUACUCAAGAAUUUCCAAAAGAUUUUAAUGUUUUCCUUUAUGUCUUAAAAGGUGGGUUAGAAAUUAAUGGUGAAAAAAUUGAACAAUAUAAUGCUGUUUUCUUCAAUACAGAUGGUGAUUCAGUUCAAGGUAAGGUUCCACAAGAUGCUAAAGAAUCAACACAAUUUGUUGUUGUUGGUGGUCAAAAAUUAGAACAACCAAUUGUUCAACAUGGUCCUUUUGUUGAAACAAGUCGUGAAAAAAUUUAUGAAGUUUUCAUGAAUUAUCAAGCUGGUGCUAAUGGAUUUGAAAAUGCUCCAGGUUUCAAAAGUUCAAUUUCUGAUGGUGUUAAUGAAAAAGAUUUGAUUGAUGGUGAUUUAGCUCCAAUCAAAGGUAAAAAAAUUCCAAAUCAUGAUGAAUUAUAA